Benincasa hispida (wax gourd) is the source of this 2278-nucleotide messenger RNA. Its product is annotated as IAA-amino acid hydrolase ILR1-like 4. Gene Ontology annotation, biological process: auxin metabolic process. Lineage: Eukaryota; Viridiplantae; Streptophyta; Magnoliopsida; Cucurbitales; Cucurbitaceae. Gene Ontology annotation, cellular component: endoplasmic reticulum. Gene Ontology annotation, molecular function: IAA-Ala conjugate hydrolase activity. The record is from RefSeq and is a predicted model, not a curated record.
CUAGAUAGAGGAGUAGCGUUCUAGCGGUCUAGCGGUCUUCCCUUCUUAUUUGAGUGAUUUUCUUGGAUUGUAUCUCAUGAUGUAAUUUCAUUUAUUUUGUUUGUUUUGUCUAUUCCUUAAAGGAAAAAAUAAUAAUAUAAUUUGAAUCGAAUCCGCCGAAGACACAAAUGAGCACGAGGAGAAAUUGUUCACCAAUUGUGUACAAAUAGAAGAUUUGUUUCGGUUUACUGUAACGUCUUCCUCUUCCUCACCCAUAUGGAGUUUCUGUACAUAAUUAUCACUUCCAUUUUUCUGCCUUUAACCUUCUCUCUGAACUUUGAAGCUACUCUUCAUGUAACCACCCCGAUUUCCCUUCAAACCAAUCAUGAUUCUUCACUCAGACACCAAAUUCUGGACUUCGCCAAUCAUCCCACCACUGUAAAUUGGAUGAAGACCAUAAGGAGAAAAAUCCACGAGAACCCAGAACUUGCUUUUGAAGAAUUUGAAACCAGUAGGCUUAUUAGACAUGAGCUUGACAAUCUCCGCGUUUCUUAUCGAUGGCCGGUCGCCGGUACCGGCGUAGUGGCUUUUGUCGGUUCUGGUUCUCCUCCCUUUGUCGCUCUAAGAGCUGAUAUGGAUGCUUUGCCUAUUGAGGAAUUGGUGGAAUGGGAGCAUAAGAGCAAAGUUAAAGGGAAAAUGCAUGCUUGUAGUCACGAUGCUCAUGUUGCGAUGCUCCUUGGCGCUGCUAAGAUUCUGAAUCAACUGCGACAGAAAUUACAGGGCACUGUUGUUCUUAUAUUUCAGCCAGCGGAGGAGAGAGGAAGAGGAGCAAAAGACAUGAUAAAAGAAGGCGUCCUUGAUGGUGUAGAAGCUAUAUUUGCGCUGCACCUUGUGCAUAAAUAUCCAGUGGGGGUUGUCGCUUCACGCGCCGGUGAGUUUCUUGCAGGGUGUGGAAGCUUCAAAGUAAAGAUAAAGGGGAAAGGGGGUCAUGCAGCAAUUCCACAGGAUUCAAUUGACCCUAUUCUGGCAGCUUCAGCAGCAAUUAUUAGUUUGCAAAGCAUAGUCUCAAGAGAGAUAGACCCUUUAGAUUCUCAGGUGGUUUCUGUGGCCAUGGUUCAAGCAGGAACUGCACUCAAUGUCAUCCCGGACUCGGCGACAAUUGCCGGUACCUUCAGAGCUUUCAGUAAGAAGAGCUUCAAUGCUCUCAGAGAUAGGAUAGAAGAGGUCAUAAACGGGCAGGCAGCGGUGCAUCGGUGCACGGCGGAGAUUGAUUUCCUAGGCAAAGAACACCCAACAAUUCCUCCGACUAUAAAUGAUGAAAAAAUUUAUGAACAUGUUCGACGUGUCUCUAUGGAAAUUGUAGGAAAAGAAAAAAUAGAAGAAUCUCCAAGCUUAAUGGGAAGUGAAGAUUUUGCUUUCUUUUCUGACAAAGUGCCGGGAUCUUUCUUAUUUCUAGGCACAUAUAAUGAGAGGAUUGGAGCUAUACAUCCUCCACACAGCCCUCACUAUAAAAUUGAUGAAAAUGUGCUUCCUAUUGGCGCAGCAAUUCAUGCAGCAUUUGCAUAUUCUUAUCUCUUGAAUUCAUCAUCAACAUCCCAUUCUUUUUUCGACCACUGAAUAAUUCUCGGUGCAUUAUAUAACUCAGUUUUUUUCCUCCUAUUCUACAAACUUGAAUGGGGAAGUUUCUUUAGCUCUAGUCCUAUUGAAACUUCUCAUUCAAGAUUCAGUGGAGUUUAGUACAGUACGAUUGGUUCUUACUUAUCACUAGAGAGUUUUGCUUUCGGUUUCUUUUAGUUAAUAUCAUUCCCAUAAGUCGUUUGGAUUGUGGAAGAUUUUUAUACAUAUAUCACAAGGAAAACCAACAAAAGCCUGAUUAAAAAUCAGGUGAAGAGGAGAAGGAUAGCAAUAUUUCGUGGAGAUGAAACAACACCAAGUAGACAACAGAUAAAAGAGAGAGCUUGGAAUACAUAACAUCUCAGAUUCUCUCAGUGACAAUGAACAUGGCAAUCAGGAUAAACAGAAGAUCAAUCGGCAACGAUGGAACUGGUAAAGCUGUUGUUCGAGCUAGGGGAUGUCGGUUUGGAUGGUGUUUCAUUUACAAAUUUAACUUUCAUAUGUUAAAUUUGUAAUCUUUUUUUUUCAUCUGAAUGAGUUAUGUUAGAUUUUGGUCAAGUGAUAACUCAAUUGAACUAAAAUGAAAAAUGUUUCAAUUUUGUAUUUAUUUGAUUUAGAAAGUUGCUAAGUUGUUAUUUUGUUUUUUCAUUUGGAUUAUCUUAUUCCAAUUUAAAGAUUUCUCUCA